This is a messenger RNA of Procambarus clarkii (red swamp crayfish), 1716 nucleotides long. The record is from RefSeq and is a predicted model, not a curated record. Lineage: Eukaryota; Metazoa; Arthropoda; Malacostraca; Decapoda; Cambaridae.
CUGGAGAGAAAUUCGAGACGUCGUGCCACCCACGCGAGACGCCCUGCCACUCACGCGAGACGCUGUGCCACCCACGCGAGACGCCCUGCCACCCACGCGAGACGCCCUGCCACCCACGCGAGGCGCCGUGCCACCCACGCGAGACGCCCUGCCACCCACGCGAGACGCCCUGCCACCCACGCGAGACGCCCUGCCACCCACGCGAGACGCCGUGCCACCCACGCGAGACGCCCCCUGCCACCCACGCGAGACGCUCUGUCCACCCACGCGAGACGCCGUGCCACCCACGCGAGACGCCCUGCCACCCACGCGAGACGCCCUGCCACCCACGCGAGACGCCCUGCCACCCACGCGAGACGCCGUGCCACCCACGCGAGACGCCGUGCCACCCACGCGAGACGCCCUGCCACCCACGCGAGACGCCGUGCCACCCACGCGAGACGCCCUGCCACCCACGCGAGACGCCGUGCCACCCACGCGAGACGCCCUGCCACCCACGCGAGACGCCGUGCCACCCACGCGAGACGCCCUGCCACCCACGCGAGACGCCGUGCCACCCACGCGAGACGCCGUGCACCCACGCGAGACGCCGUGCCACCCACGCGAGACGCCGUGCCACCCACGCGAGACGCCGUGCCACCCACGCGAGACGCCGUGCCACCCACGCGAGACGCCUGCCACCCACGCGAGACGCCGUGCCACCCACGCGAGACGCCCUGCCACCCACGCGAGACGCCCUGCCACCCACGCGAGACGCCGUGCCACCCCGCGAGACGCCCUGCCACCCACGCGAGACGCCGUGCCACCCACGCGAGACGCCCUGCCACCCACGCGAGACGCCGUGCCACCCACGCGAGACGCCGUGCCACCCACGCGAGACGCCGUGCCACCCACGCGAGACGCCGUGCCACCCACGCGAGACACCGUGCCACCCACGCGAGACGCCGUGCCACCCAUGCGAGACGCCCUGCCACCCACGCGAGACGCCGUGCCACCCACGCGAGACGCCCUGCCACCCACGCGAGACGCCGUGCCACCCACGCGAGACGCCCUGCCACCCACGCGAGACGCCGUGCCACCCACGCGAGACGCCCUGCCACCCACGCGAGACGCCGUGCCACCCACGCGAGACGCCCUGCCACCCACGCGAGACGCCGUGCACCCACGCGAGACGCCGUGCCACCCACGCGAGAACGCCGUGCCACCCACGCGAGACGCCGUGCCACCCACGCGAGACGCCGUGCCACCCACGCGAGACGCCGUGCCACCCACGCGAGACGCCCUGCCACCCACGCGAGACGCCGUGCCACCCACGCGAGACGCCCUGCCACCCACGCGAGACGCCCUGCCACCCACGCGAGACGCCGUGCCACCCACGCGAGACGCCCUGCCACCCACGCGAGACGCCGUGCCACCCACGCGAGACGCCCUGCCACCCACGCGAGACGCCGUGCCACCCACGCGAGACGCCGUGCCACCCACGCGAGACGCCGUGCCACCCACGCCGAGACGCCGUGCCACCCACGCGAGACACCGUGGCCACCCACGCGAGACGCCGUGCCACCCAUGCGAGACGCCCUGCCACCCACGCGAGACGCCGUGCCACCCACGCCGAGACGCCCUGCCACCCACGCGAGACCCGUGCCACCCACGCGAGACGCCCUGCCACCCACGCGAGACGCUCUGCCCACCCACGCGAGACGCCGUGCCACCCAC